GUAUGCCGUUGGUGGUUCGGUGUCUAGGGUGGAGAAGGGUUAGAGGGAGACUGGCAUCUUAUUCCCGGACCUAGUGGCGGGCUGCCUAUCUGGCUCUCCGGCCAGACGGCCAUGGGAGCGGAGAGCAGUGCGGCGAGGUCCCCCCGUCUGGAAGAGCCGCCGGUAACCUUGCCCGGUGGUCUCAGCGUAUACCGAGCGACGCUGGACGAAGAACAGCUGGCAUCCGUGUUCGUCUAUCAGCGGGGUAAUGAGGACACUGUCAACAAGGCCGCAAAGCAUCUGAAAACCUUGCGUCACCCAUGCUUGCUGAGGUUCUUAUCGAGCACAGUUGAAGCUGAUGGCAUUCACUUGGUUACUGAGCGAGUGCAGCCCCUGCAUAUGGUGCUGGAAGAUGUCUCUGCAGAUGAGAUCUGUGCUGGAAUUUAUGACAUCCUUCAAGCACUUAUCUUCCUCCAUGACAGGGGGAAACUGAGCCACAAUAAUAUAUGUAUUUCAUCUGUGUUUGUGAGUGAGGAUGGUCACUGGAAGCUGGGAGGAAUGGAGACAAUGUGUCAUUUCUCUCAAGCAUCUCCUGAGUUCCUGUCCAGUAUCAAGUCAUUGAGAGAUUUGAGUGGAAUAGCUCCAGAGGAACAGUCCUCAGGUUUUCAGAUUCUUCCUGAAUCGCAUGGACAUGCCCGAGAUGCUUACUCAUUUGGGAUGAUGGUUGCAAAACUCCUACCUUUGCUUAAUGAUAUGGUUGCAGAACAUUUGCUAGCAAAAUUCCAGGAAACUUUAAAUGCCACUCUUCUUAACCCAGACCCAAUGCAACGGCUGUGUUUGCGUAGUUUAUUGUCUCAUGCAUUUUUCAGCAGGAAUGAAUUCUUGGAAAUUGUAAAUUUCUUACAAAGUUUGACACUAAAAACUGAAGAAGAAAAGAAUGAGUUUUUCAAAUUUCUGUUGGAUCGAGUCCAGGCCUUGCCUGAAAGUCUUAUGGCUUCUCGUCUGGUGCCACAAUUGCUAACUCCACUGGUCUUUGCAGAACCAGUGGCAAUCAAAAGCUUUCUUCCUCACCUACUCAGGCCAAAGACAGAUGCAUCUGGUGAUGAAUUCAGUUGCCUCCUGUCACCCAAUGCCUUUCGAGAGCAUGUGAUCCCUGUUCUGUUGAAACUCUUUAGCGUGCGGGAGGAGCAUGUACGAAUGGUGCUCUUGGCUCACCUAGACACUUAUGCAGAUCUUUUCUCACUUGAAGACCUACAAGAAAUUAUUCUUCCACAGAUAUUGCUAGGACUGAGAGAUACUAGCAACACGCUGGUAUCAGGAACACUUUCCAGCCUUGCAGUAUUGGUGCCACUUCUUGGAGCUGAGGUGGUAGUUGGAGGUGAAAGAGCAAAGAUCUUCAAACGUGCCACACCCAACUUCAAAUCAACUGAAAUAACCCCUGAAGGUUCCCCUACACAUGUCAUCAACAGUAAUGAGCAUCUUAGUCUACUGGCUUUAAGCAAUUCUGUUAAACCAUCUUCAAAGAAGUCUGAAUUGGAGAAGAAGUGUACAAGGGGGAGGGAGAAAGUCCGAGCAAACUCCACUGAAAAUUUCCAGCCUGUAAAGUUUCAGCUAUUGACAACACAAGCCCAGUAUAAAGAACAAACAGCCAUAACGUCCAUUAUUGGUAUUCGUGGGAAUGAAAUUUUGGGUGUUGAUAGUGCACAAAGCUCAAUGCACACCCACAACUGUGCAGAAGAUUGGCCAGACUGGAGCAAGCCGAACAAUGAAAUACUGCUUAAGCCUAAAAAAGAUUGCAUUCUGGCAGGAAACAGUUUUGGGAAUAUUACAGUUGAUGACGAACCAUGGGAUGACUUUGAAACUGAAGAUGGUCAAUCUAAUGCAAUAACAGAGGAACAGGCAGUUAAUCCACAUAUAUCUAAUUUAUCUCCUUUUGAGAAUAAAUCUCAGUCCAAGGCCAUGAAACUUUCUUCAGCACUGAAAAUCCAUUCAGAAAUGCCUGGUGAGAGUUGGAAGAAUAACUGUAAAGAGCAGAAAGUUUUGGUAGAGGAAAAGAGAAAAACAAAUUCUAUUGCACAGAUACCCUCCAGGCAGAGGACCACAAUGAAGAAAACAUCUUUGAAUGAUGAGCUGGGAGAGGAAUUCACCAUUAGUGUCAAGAAAAGGCCAGAGAGAGACCCUGAACUAGAUCUCUUUGCUGAUAUGAUACCAGAUAUUAAACUGUCUUCCACUGGCUUGUUAGUGCCAACACAGGGAUCAGAGUUGGCUGGUUCUGCCAAAGAAACUGAAGUAGCUUCAAGAGGUACAGAGAUGUUGACAGAAAGAGACAAUUCACAAACUUUAGCACUUGCAUCAAAGUUUGCUGCAACAGACACAGUUGAGAUGGAAACCGAAGGCUGGGAUGAUGAUCUGAAUUGGGAGGAUAAUACUUGGUAGAAAACAUUUACCAAGCAAAGAUUUAUUUAGAUACUUAAAUUUCCUUCCUCUCUAAUAUCUUUGACCACACUUUUAAGGCCAUUGCCAAGCAGCUAGGCUUUUGUUCUGUUCAGUAAAUAUCCAAUGUAGCUAGCUGGAAUAAAGAAUGGAGUCUGAAGUACCCAGAGAGCAAUGAGGAACUACCCAGCAGCAUCAGCUGUAUGCUUGCUAGUGUUUACUGUAAGUUAUUUUAGAGAUGUCUGUUAACUCUUGUGAAGAUGUUUUAUUCAAAUAUUAUAUGGAGGGGUGGGGAAAAGAAAGAUACACUGGUGGUUUCAGUCUGGCCUAUAUUUCCAUCUGUGGAAAGUUCUAAACAAUUGAUCCAAUGCAAAAAAAAAAGUCUAGUUCUGAUUUUGGUGUUAAGUACUGAGAAUUACAACUUACAGUUAUGAAUUUACAUUUCACCUUAAAUACAGUUUAAAGCUGGAACUCACCUCACUUGAUAUGGGAAUAAUGGUUUCCUGGAGUUCAUCUGAUUCAGAAGUCACACUGGUUAGAGUUGGUGUGAAAAUGAAGCCACUAAUGAUAGAUACUAAAUCUGGAGGUCUAUCUUUUCAACAGCCUUAACAACGUAUUGACCAACUUGGAGCAAAAUCUUGCAACUAUUUACAGUAACCCUUAUUGAAAUGUAUUUCCUAUUUAAUGAGUUUUAUGUAGCAACAUGAGCACCUAAAGACUCAAGGUACAGAAGGGAAAGUCAAAAGGUGGAAGAAAAAAAGGUAAAUUUUCAAGCCCAGUAUUGCAGCAAGGUUAAAACUUCCUCCAAUAAACAUCAGUAACAUAGUUGUCGUCGUGGCUAUCCUUCGAGGUCAAGCAUGAUGGUCUUCGUUCCAUUGAUCUAUCUAUGGGCUGUCAAGUGGCUUAUGAGUCCAAUCUUGGCUUUGAAAGUUCUUCCGCAUUCAGGACAGGUAGUUCCAGAUGGCAGAUCAGGCUUUGGUUGUUGCUGCAUUUCUUUCCAUUUUCUUCUCUUCUAAUUCUGCACAUCUGUUGGCUUCGAAAGUUGCUGUUCCUUCUUGGAUGAUGGCUUGCCAGAGUUUCCUGUCUUUGGCAUUGGUUUCCCAAUUGUUGAUGUCGAUGUUACAUUUCUUCAUGUUGGCUUUUAAGAUGUCUUUGAAUCUCUUCUGUUGUCUGCCUCUUUUACGUUUGCCACCUUUAAGCUGGGAGUAGAAAAUUUGUUUCGGCAGACGUUCGUCUUUCAUCCGAACAACAUGACCACUCCAUCUUCGUUGGUUCUUCUAUCUUCCCAGCUGAUAUUUGAGAUAAACACAAAAUAUUCUGCAGAUGCUGGGGUCAAAGCAACACUCACAACAAGCUCGAGGAACUCGGCAGGUUGGGCAGCAUCUGUGGAAACGAUCAGUCAACGUUCCGGCCCGGAACGCUGACUGAUUGUUUCCACGGAUGCUGCCUGACCUGCUGAGUUCCUCCAUCUUGUUGUGAGUGUUGCUGAUAUUUAAGAUGUUUUGAAGGCAGCGUUGAUGGAACUUUCAAGUGCCUUCAGAUGUCGUCGGUAUGCUGUCCAGGUUUCUGAUGCAUACAGGAGUGUUGGGAUCACCACUGCUUUCUACACUAACAUUUUGGUGUCUGUUUGAAUGUCAUGAUCAUGAAAGACUCUUGUAUGGAGACGUCCAAAAGCUGCUCCAGCGCAUUUAAGACUAUGUUGGAUCUCGUCAUUAAGGUCGACAUUGGAGGAGAGGGUGACUUCCAAGAUACGGAAAGUGGUCCACGUUUUCCAGGUAGUUUUGCCAAGUUGAAUUGAUGGUUCUAUCCGAUUUGUCUCAAUUGGUGACGGUUGAUAGAUGAUCUGAGUCUUCUUGGAAUUUAUGGUAAGUCCAAGUUUAGUCUAUGCACGGUUGUAGGUGGUUUUCUGAGAGAGCUGCAACACUGUUGUCAUCUGCGUAUUGGAACUCGAUGAGGAAACUUCUGCAUAUCUUGUUUCUGGACUUGAGACGGGCAAGAUUGAAAAGUCUGCCAUCUGUUCUGUACACAAUUUCGAUUCCUGGGGGUAGGUCGUCCUUGAUGAUGUAACAUAGUACUCAAAUCUUGUGGUAUUAUGAUCCGGAAUCAAAAUUAUAACUAUAAAAAUGUGUCAUUCUGGCCACUACUUUUCAGGACAUUGCCAGAUAACCACAUAUUUUAAUAUGUUUACUUAAGGCCCCUUUACAUACUUGAAUGCCAAAUAGAAAACUUAAAUCAAGGGCUUGAUCUGUUUCACACUCUUCAAAGGUGAGGGACAUUAGAGAUCUUAAUUACAUUUUGUUUUAUAAUUGUGGUUAUUUAGUUUUGUUGAUUUACAUUGAGAAAAUAAAUUCUUCUAAACGAAGAUUUGGGUGUAUUUUCUGAAUGUGGAUACUGAAGGGAGAAAUUGAUCACUGAAAUUAAGGUUAACAAUUAGCUUUCUCAAAGAAAAAAAACUGCAUACUAGAAAGAGAUUCUUUUUUCAGUAGCUAUACAAGCCUGCUUUCAUGGAAGUUUGACCCAACCACCUUCACUAUCUGGCUGCUGAACUUUGGAAUCUUGUACUUGGGCCAAAGAGAUGGGCAUUGAAGUAAUCUGGUAAUGGCCCCAUAACAAAAUUUAAUGGAACAAGGUAAAACAUUAGCCUUGCAUUAUUAUGGUACAACUUUAAAUUGUGUUAGAUCGAAACUUCUUGAUGGGUGGAUAUCAAAUAAAGGUGAAUGGACUUAACCUGAAAACUGCUCAAAUUUCAUAAGUAAUGCUAAUAAGAAACUAAGUGAUAAUGAGAGAAGUAUGGAGGGAAAAGAUUUGCCUCUUCUAUGAUACUAUGAGCUAAAAAUUAGAAUCAUUUUAUGCCUUAAAUGUUGGGUUGAGAUUUCCAGAAAACCAAAGAGUACUUUUACUAUUCCUUAAUGGGGAAAUACUGAAUAAAGACCUUGUUUUGAGUUCAAGGAAUUAAAACUGUAAUGCAAAAUGCUCAAGAUAGAGCACUAUUUAUUUACUUAUUUAAACAAAACUGUUUAUAAUUUGAAAUUCUACACACAAUUUAUGAAAAUAUCAUACAUGAAACUAAUUUCAUGCUUAUUGGCAUUGCUAACCAAAAUGGCCAUCAAAUACAGAGCUGGGAACUGAUUCAGUAGAAAAUUGAAAGUGAAUAUUGAUAUCCUAAUUCUGUUCCUGAAAAUACUGGGAAGAGUAACUGUAAUUUUGCUUCCAUUUCUUACUUUGCUUAUCCUUCUGUUUAUUUGAUGUUUGAAUCAGCAGUUGUGUACUUUGCAAUAUUACUUCGGCCUGAUUGCACUACAUUAAGUACGUAACCAUUUCUAUUACAUUCUAAUGACACAGGCUGUUUAUGUUACAGCAUGGCUAUGUUGCCAACCAUUGCCUGAGGAUGUAGUGACAAAAUACCGUUUGACUUAUUUAAAUAUAUGCGUGUGAGCCAGAUUGUUAACACCAAAGGUUAAUAUACUAAGUACACUGAAUGAAACACUUUCAUGGAGCAGCGAAGUAGGAAAUAUUUUGCUGGGUGAUCUGAUUCUUUAAAUGUAAUUCAUCCUCAGUAUCCUGGCUGUUGAUAUUAAUGUCUAAUACUGAUCAUUUGCAAAACCAGAAUUUCUCACAUCAAAUGGUCUUUGAAUUUAUUUAAUGUAUUGAGGCACUGGACACAAUUAGUAAUUAGUUAAAAGCAGAAGUAAUUUGCAUGUAUUUGGAGAGGUAACGAUCCUUCUCUUGUAAUAUACCAAAUUAGACUAAUUUCAGUUUAAAGUCAACUGAUUCUUUCUCUAAUUGUAGAAAGUUGAACCCCAGGCUGAAAUUGCUGUUAUAAAAGAUGAUUUUGUAAAAAUUAGUAUGUUCAAAUGUAUAUUUUUGUACAAUUAAAGAUCAUUUUAUAAAAGAUACUUAACAGUCUAAACACUGAUAGUUUUCUACUCAUUAUAAUAGUAAGAAUAUUCAACACUUCAAUUUUACAUGUCUUUAAUAAUGGAAUAUUUU
Messenger RNA from Mobula hypostoma (lesser devil ray), 6402 nucleotides. It is a transcript of the gene scyl3, whose product is annotated as SCY1-like, kinase-like 3. Lineage: Eukaryota; Metazoa; Chordata; Chondrichthyes; Myliobatiformes; Myliobatidae. The transcript is spliced from 13 exons. The record is from RefSeq and is a predicted model, not a curated record. The coding region runs from base 112 to 2415 and encodes 767 amino acids. Gene Ontology annotation, molecular function: ATP binding; protein kinase activity. Gene Ontology annotation, biological process: protein phosphorylation.